Xenopus laevis (African clawed frog) is the source of this 3623-nucleotide messenger RNA. It is a transcript of the gene rhobtb2.S, whose product is annotated as Rho related BTB domain containing 2 S homeolog. Gene Ontology annotation, cellular component: endosome membrane. The coding region runs from base 586 to 2664 and encodes 692 amino acids. The record is from RefSeq and is a predicted model, not a curated record. Gene Ontology annotation, molecular function: GTP binding; G protein activity; GTPase activity. The transcript is spliced from 10 exons. Lineage: Eukaryota; Metazoa; Chordata; Amphibia; Anura; Pipidae.
UUCACACAGACGCGCACACACACACACACACCUCCUCACUGGAAACCAGGAAUCACAACCUGCACCCAUCACCGCUAUAUGGAAGCCCAUAAUGCUUCUAUUUUAUACACUAUAAUACAGACACUGCUACAUUCACAAUGAAACCACGACACGCUGUUCUAUAUUAGCUUACACACUGAUAUCUAUACACACACAUAUUUAUAUAUAGAGAUACAAUUUCACACACCCACACUGCACCCACACUGCACCCACCAGCAAAAUACCUUCAUUUGAUGUGACACUGACACACAACUGGAUAUUGCAGCUAUAAAGAUAUACACAUUUGUAUACCUAUUCACAAAUCUACACGUACACUCAUAGGCAAAUAUACACAGGCAUGCCCAUCUAAAUACUCACAACCUGGCUGCAUACUAACACACCUGCAUCUACUCACAGCACCGCACCCUAUAGACUGCCUUAGAUGGGUGCUAGCAGCACAACACUCCUAUGUUUCAGUAGAAACAGAAGCAUGCACUGGAUCUUCUACUCUGCGUCUUUGCCUAACGUUCUCUGAAGGGAAGAGACGAUGCAAGGGUGAUCAUCAUCAUGGCUGCCAUAUCUCAGCUGCUGGACACUGAUAUGGAUUAUGAACGUCCCAAUGUUGAGACAAUCAAAUGCGUUGUGGUUGGCGACAACGCAGUGGGGAAAACACGGCUGAUCUGCGCACGUGCCUGCAAUGCCACCCUGACUCAAUACCAGCUCCUUGCCACCCAUGUGCCAACUGUCUGGGCUAUAGAUCAGUACAGAGUAUGCCAAGAGGUGCUUGAACGUUCUCGGGAUGUUGUUGAUGAUGUCAGCGUAUCAUUGCGGCUUUGGGAUACAUUUGGUGACCAUCACAAAGAUAGAAGAUUUGCCUAUGGGAGGUCAGAUGUGGUGGUCCUCUGCUUCUCUAUUGCUAACCCCAACUCUCUCCAGCAUGUCCAGACCAUGUGGUAUCCUGAGAUUAAGCAUUUCUGUCCCCGCGCUCCUGUUAUUCUUGUGGGAUGCCAGCUAGACCUCCGUUAUGCCGAUCUAGAAGCUGUGAACAGAGCACGUCGUCCACUGGCCAGGCAAAUUCGCCCCCAGGAGAUUCUACCACCGGAGAAGGGCCGUGAAGUAGCCAAGGAGCUGGGAAUUCCCUAUUAUGAGACUAGUGUAGUUGCGCAGUGUGGCAUCAAAGAAGUCUUUGAUAAUGCCAUCAGGUCAGCCCUUAUUUCUCGGCGUCACCUUCAGUUUUGGAAAUCACAUCUACGCAGUGUGCGCAGGCCUCUGCCUCAGGCUCCAUUUCUGCCCCCAAGACCUCCACCUCCAGUUAUCAUAGUGCCUGACCCACCAACAAAGAGUGAAGAACACCCGGCAUGGUUGUUGGAAGAGGCUUCCUGUGCUGAUGUGGUGCUGGUGGUUCAAGAGAGAAUUCGUAUCUAUGCUCACCGCAUCUACCUCUCAACAUCCUCCUCCAAGUUUUGUGACUUGUUUCUUAUGGAGGAUGGGGAUCCACCUACCCAAACCAGGGAUCCGCUACUGAGGGCCUCUAGUUUUGAUGCCUGUGAGGGAUCAGGAGAAGCAGUAGGAGGGGGUAUGAGAACAUCAGCAAGUGAUGGGACUCUUGGGAGGGAGUGCGGCAGGGACUUGUCCAGUUGGAGCAGGGCUUUUGAGAGCAUCCGCAGUCGAGUUCUUGAAGAGCCUCCAGGAUACAUGGCACGCCGUGUAGCAGUGGUAAAAAUGGACAGCUCAGUGAGGCCUAGGCCUUUCAGGGCAGUGUUGAAAUUUCUCUACACUGGACGGCUGGAUGAGAGGGAACCAGAUCUCAUGGAAGUAGCACACAUUGCUGAGUUGUUAGAAGUGUUUGACCUGCGUAUGAUGGUGGCAAAUAUCUUAAACAGAGAGGCCUUUAUGAACCAGGAGAUUACAAGGGCUUUCCAUGUCAGAAGAAGCAAUCGUGUCAAGGAGUGUCUGGCUAAAGGAACCUUCUCUGAUGUCACCUUUAUGCUGGAUGAUGGGACUAUAAAAGCCCACAAGCCUCUGCUUAUCUCUGGCUGUGACUGGAUGGCAGCCAUGUUUGGAGGUCCUUUUCUGGAGAGCAGUACCACUGAGGUAGUGAUUCCAUAUACCUCUCGAAGCAGUAUGCGAGCUGUACUGGAGUAUCUGUAUACUGGCCAGUUUAGUACAGGGCCAGAUCUUGACCCAUUGGACCUCAUCAUUCUUGCAAACAGACUUUGCUUACCCCAUCUUGUAGCACUGACAGAACAACACACGGUGUCAGUCAUGUUGGAUGCAUCUCUGAAUAACAAGGACAUUGAUGGAGAAGCUCUUAUGUUACUGGAGGCUGCUCAGUUUCAUGGAGCAGAUCAGCUGGCAGCAUGGUGUAUGCACCACAUCUCAACCAACUAUAACCGAGUCUGUAGGAGAUUUCCACGUGACAUCAAAGUUGUGUCUGCAGAAAAUCAGCAGGCCCUUGAAACCCAGCGCUGGCCCCCUGUUUGGUACCUAAAGGAAGAAGACCACUUUCAGAGAGCCCAGAGGGAGCGUGAGAAAGAGACAGCCCUGCACCAGAAGAGACAACCAAAGAGGCGCUGGUUGUUCUGGAACAACUCCCGGGCAAACUCCUCUGCUUCCCCGACUCCCUCCUCGUCUGCUAUUGGCUAAGUCCUGCUCUUAACCCUCAAUGUGUCUUCUUCCCUUGUGAAAGCAGUGUGUGCAUGUGCAUAGAACAGGGGUCAGAGUAGGCCUUGGUAUGUGGGCUAAACUAUCAUUUUAUUGGCUGUUGCCCUCAUUCCAUUUUGUACAGAUUCUGUUAAUGAUUCAUAUUUUGUAAGCUGAAAAACAGUUACAGUAUAUGAGAUAUAGUAUAUUAAGAUAGGGAUUAUUCCCCUUUGACAGAGACAAGAUCAUCUCCAUGUGGGGCUUCAACAACAAAAAAAGUCUUAAAAAAUCUAGAGGUGCAAUUAGAUGGUUGUAUAUGAAGAAUACCUCUGCUGAGCCCAACAAGAUGGCAGCUCCAACUCAAAUGCACCAAUACUAAUCCAAUACUAAUAAGCACACACUAUGCUUUGGUGUUACUCCAGUCUGUCUUGUGAUAUGCGGAGUAACCAGCUGGUCCAGAAGUAAUCUGCUCUGCCAUAUUUGUCUGAUCUAGCCAUUGAAGUGUGUGGUUAACUUGUGUGAAAUACAGGAGGAGAAUAGUUGGGUCAGCAGUUUAUGCACCAUCCUAAUUCUCCAAAGUUUACCCGUGGAAAGAGAAUGAAAUGAGUGGCAGGUUGUAGCAGUCAUUCCUAUGUACAUACACCAAUCUAACCACUUCUGGUACACCAACCAACUAAUAUACAGACAAUCAAAUUUUUGGUAUGGUAUUUUUCUGGUUAUUUUCUUUAAUGUCAGAUACAAACAGAAUAAUCACCAAGAGGCCUGGCAUUGGUGCAUGUACUGUGUAUCUAGUUAUAAGGUGACUGCUGAGCCAGUUGGAGCAUGUAAGAGUAUACAUGGUUAGCUCCACCAAUUAUACAGGUAGUAGAAUCCUCCUGGAACACUUACCAGUCCAACCACCAAGUAGUCAAAGAAGUUGUCAGGAGAAAGAAAGAGGCUGCUCUGAUGUUUUUCUGCUUAUG